GUAUGAGAUUUUAUUCAAACAGUGUGUGGGAACAGAGGAUGUCUUCUUUGGGAUGAGUGGGAAAGACCCCUCCACCGCCUGCUGUGAAGAUAUAGUGAUUAAAAUCAAGCUGCCGGAGACAAAGUACUCAGACAUCUCACUAGAGAUCCAGGACAAGGUUCUUGACCUUCGAACUCCCACCAAGAAGCUGCUGCUGCACCUCCCCUACCAUGUAAACAGCAAGGAUGGUAAAGCUCGUUUUCUCUCUGAAGAGGAGAUCUUGGAAGUCACUUUGCGAGUAUUAAGGAAGAUUGAUUUCAUAAAUCUUGGCUGA
Acanthisitta chloris (rifleman) is the source of this 313-nucleotide messenger RNA. It is a transcript of the gene DNAAF6, whose product is annotated as PIH1 domain containing 3. The record is from RefSeq and is a predicted model, not a curated record. NCBI's taxonomy places the organism in Eukaryota, Metazoa, Chordata, Aves, Passeriformes, Acanthisittidae. Gene Ontology annotation, molecular function: protein-folding chaperone binding; dynein intermediate chain binding. Gene Ontology annotation, cellular component: cytoplasm. The annotation marks the transcript as partial. The transcript has 3 exons. Gene Ontology annotation, biological process: flagellated sperm motility; axonemal dynein complex assembly.